Notothenia coriiceps (black rockcod) is the source of this 534-nucleotide messenger RNA. Its product is annotated as cadherin-4-like. Gene Ontology annotation, molecular function: cadherin binding; calcium ion binding; beta-catenin binding. The record is from RefSeq and is a predicted model, not a curated record. The transcript is spliced from 7 exons. NCBI's taxonomy places the organism in Eukaryota, Metazoa, Chordata, Actinopteri, Perciformes, Nototheniidae. Gene Ontology annotation, biological process: adherens junction organization; cell morphogenesis; multicellular organism development. Gene Ontology annotation, cellular component: adherens junction; plasma membrane; catenin complex. The coding region runs from base 1 to 534 and encodes 177 amino acids.
AUGGCACCCACCACCCACUGUCGUGCCUACAGAGGCUCGUCUGUGAUGCAGGCGACAGCCACGGAUUCGGACGACUUUACCACCGCUAACGGCAUGGUGCGCUACCGCAUCCUCUCGCAGACCCCCCACAGCCCCAUCCCCAACAUGUUCACCAUCAACAGUGAGACUGGAGACAUAGUAACCGUGGCAGCCGGCCUGGACAGAGAGAAAGUGUCCCAGUACACCAUCAUCGUCCAGGCCACUGACAUGGAGGGCAACCUAAACUUUGGGCUGUCAAACACAGCCACCGCUCUCAUCAGCAUCACCGACAUCAACGACAAUCCUCCAGAGCUGACAGUCAGAACGUUUUCAGGUGAGGUGCAGGAGGUGCAGAGGGGAGGGUUAAACAGUGCCCCGACCGGGAGGUAUCGGGCGCUCGGAGCCUGGUACAGAGGGGUCACCCCCCCGCCGCCCCCCGCCAACCACCCAACCCGAGAGAGCCAGACAGACGAGGAGUCGAGAGGAGAGCAGAGCAGAGGCGACUGUGAUAAUUGA